This is a messenger RNA of Drosophila kikkawai, 1231 nucleotides long. Its product is annotated as trypsin-1. The record is from RefSeq and is a predicted model, not a curated record. Gene Ontology annotation, biological process: proteolysis. Gene Ontology annotation, molecular function: serine-type endopeptidase activity. NCBI's taxonomy places the organism in Eukaryota, Metazoa, Arthropoda, Insecta, Diptera, Drosophilidae.
CAUCAUCAUGGGUUAUUUUUCUGUACUGAUUUUCCUCUUGGCUGCCUUGAGGUUGUCCUGGGCCACGCCCUCUUUGCGUGGCGUCUCGGAGCCCGAGAGGAUCCUCGACUCCUUGGCCCAGCUAAGGCAAAGCAGCUUCUUGGACUGGAUCCAGUCUAUCCUAGGACCAGAGGUGCCAGCGGAAUGGAGUUCCCCGGCCAAGAGGGAGUGCAGUGAGUGCUCCUGCGGCAGCGUCAAUACCCGCCACCGCAUCGUCGGCGGCCAAGAGACGGAGGUCCACGAGUAUCCCUGGAUGAUCAUGCUCAUGUGGUUCGGCAACUUCUACUGCGGCGCCUCCCUGGUGAACGACCAGUAUGCCCUGACCGCCGCCCAUUGUGUGAAUGGUUUCUAUCAUCGCCUCAUCACCGUCCGCUUGCUGGAGCACAAUCGUCAGGAUAGCAAUGUGAAGAUCGUGGACAGACGCGUGGCCCGGGUCCUGAUUCAUCCCAAUUACAGCACCCGCAACUUUGACAGCGACAUCGCCUUGAUCCGCUUCAACGAGCCCGUGCGUCUGGGCAUCGACAUGCAUCCCGUGUGCCUGCCAAUACCCAGCGAAAGCUAUGCCGGCCAAACGGCCGUGGUCACUGGCUGGGGAGCCUUGAGCGAGGGCGGCCCCGUCUCCGAUACCCUCCAGGAGGUGGAGGUUCCCAUUCUCAGCCAGCAGGAGUGCCGGGAGAGCAACUAUGGUGAAGCCAAGAUCACCGACAACAUGAUCUGUGCCGGCUAUGUGGAGCAGGGCGGCAAGGAUUCCUGCCAGGGCGACAGUGGUGGACCCAUGCAUGUCCUGGGCUCGGGCGAGGCUUACCAACUAGCAGGCAUUGUGUCGUGGGGCGAGGGCUGUGCCAAGCCCAAUGCCCCGGGUGUGUAUACGCGGGUGAGCAACUUUAACCAGUGGAUCGAGGAGAACACCAGGGAUGCUUGCUCUUGUGCGCAGCCAGCAGAGGCUCCUGAGAGUAGCUCCACAGAGCCGGCAGAGGAGAACACCACUCCAGAGGCAGGAGCAGCCGAGGAAUCAGAGGUGGCGGAGGCCAAUAAGUUGGUUUAAAGAGGAGCUCAUCCUUAACUUCAUUAUCUUUCAGCCAUGAAUUUUAAAUAAAGUCUUUUUUGGUCACUGAAAUUUAGUUUUUGUUUGUUUUUAUUAUUGUUUUUAAAGGUUUUAAAAGGUUUAAAAAUGACAGUCUUAAGAGGUUAC